AUGUCGGCUCCUGUCGGGCCGCGGGGCCGCCCGGCCCCCACCCCGGCGGCCUCUCAGCCGCCUCUGCAGCCCGAGAUGCCCGACCUCAGCCACCUCACGGAGGAGGAGAGGAAAAUCAUCCUGGCCGUCAUGGAUCGGCAGAAGAAAGAAGAGGAGAAGGAGCAGUCGGUGCUCAAGGUCAAAGAAGAGCACAAACCACAACUGACACAGUGGUUUCCCUUUAGUGGGAUCACUGAACUGGUAAAUAACGUUCUCCAGCCCCAGCAAAAACAACAAAAUGAAAAGGAGCCCCAGACAAAACUUCAUCAGCAGUUUGAAAUGUAUAAGGAGCAGGUAAAGAAGAUGGGAGAAGAAUCACAGCAGCAGCAAGAACAGAAAGGUGAUGCUCCAACCUGUGGUAUCUGCCACAAAACAAAGUUUGCUGAUGGAUGUGGCCAUAACUGUUCAUAUUGCCAAACAAAGUUCUGUGCUCGUUGUGGAGGUCGAGUGUCAUUACGCUCAAACAAGGUUAUGUGGGUAUGUAAUUUGUGCCGAAAACAACAAGAAAUCCUCACUAAAUCAGGAGCAUGGUUUUAUAAUAGUGGAUCUAAUACACCACAGCAACCUGAUCAAAAGGUUCUCCGAGGACUGCGGAAUGAGGAGGCGCCUCAGGAGAAGAAAGCAAAACUGCAUGAGCAGGCCCAGUUCCAAGGACCCUCAGGUGACUUAUCUGUACCUGCAGUGGAGAAAAGUCGAUCUCAUGGCCUCACAAGACAGGAUUCUAUUAAAAAUGGGUCAGGAGUGAAGCACCAAAUUGCCAGUGACGUAGCUUCAGACAGGAAAAGAAGUCCAUCAGUGUCCAGAGAUCAGAAUAGAAGAUACGACCAAAGGGAAGAAAGAGAAGAAUAUUCACAGUAUGCUACUUCGGACAGCGCGAUGCCUAGAUCUCCAUCAGAUUAUGCUGAUAGGAGGUCUCAACGUGAACCUCAGUUUUACGAAGAGUCUGAUCAUAUAAAUUAUAGGGACUCCAACAGGAGAAGUCAUAGACAUUCCAAAGAAUAUAUUGUAGAUAAUGAGGAUGCGGAGGGCAGAGAUGAAUAUGAAAGACAAAGGAGAGAGGAGGAAUACCAGGCACGCUAUCGAAGUGAUCCGAAUUUGGCCCGUUAUCCGGUAAAGCCACAACCCUAUGAAGAACAAAUGCGUAUCCAUGCUGAAGUGUCACGAGCCAGGCAUGAGAGAAGGCACAGUGAUGUUUCUUUAGCAAAUUCUGAACUGGAAGACUCCAGGAUUUCCAUGCUAAGGAUGGAACGACCAUCAAGGCAAAGAUCUGUAUCUGAACGUAGAGCUGCCAUGGAAAAUCAGCGAUCUUAUUCAAUGGAAAGAACUCGAGAGGCUCAGGGACCAAGUUCUUAUCCACAAAGGACCACAAACCAUAGUCCUCCUACCCCCCGGAGGAGUCCAAUACCCAUUGAUAGACCAGACAUGAGACGUACUGACUCGCUAAGGAAACAACAGCACUUAGAUCCUAGCUCUGCUGUAAGGAAAACAAAACGUGAAAAAAUGGAAACAAUGUUAAGGAACGAUUCUCUCAGUUCUGACCAGUCAGAGUCAGUGAGACCUCCACCACCAAAGCCUCAUAAAUCAAAGAAAGGAGGUAAAAUGCGCCAGGUUUCAUUGAGCAGUUCAGAGGAGGAAUUAGCUUCUACACCUGAAUAUACAAGUUGCGAUGAUGUUGAGAUUGAAAGUGAGAGUGUAAGUGAAAAAGGGGACAGUCAAAAGGGAAAAAGAAAAACUAGUGAGCAGGCAGUUUUGUCGGACUCUAACACCAGGUCUGAGAGACAAAAGAAAAUGAUGUACUUUGGUGGCCACUCUUUGGAAGAGGAUUUGGAAUGGUCUGAGCCUCAGAUUAAGGACUCUGGGGUAGAUACCUGUAGUAGCACAACCCUUAACGAGGAGCAUAGCCAUAGUGAUAAGCACCCUGUGACGUGGCAGCCAUCUAAAGAUGGAGAUCGUUUAAUUGGUCGCAUUUUAUUAAAUAAGCGUUUAAAAGAUGGAAGUGUACCUCGAGAUUCAGGAGCAAUGCUUGGCUUGAAGGUUGUAGGAGGAAAGAUGACUGAAUCAGGUCGGCUGUGUGCAUUUAUUACCAAAGUUAAAAAAGGAAGUUUAGCUGAUACUGUAGGACAUCUUAGACCAGGUGAUGAAGUAUUAGAAUGGAAUGGAAGACUAUUGCAAGGAGCCACAUUUGAAGAAGUAUAUAACAUCAUCCUGGAAUCCAAACCUGAACCACAAGUGGAGCUUGUUGUUUCAAGACCUAUUGGAGAUAUACCUAGAAUACCUGAUAGCACACACGCACAACUGGAGUCCAGUUCUAGCUCAUUUGAAUCUCAAAAAAUGGAUCGUCCUUCUAUUUCCGUUACAUCUCCCAUGAGUCCUGGCAUGUUGAGGGAUGUUCCACAGUUCUUAUCUGGACAACUUUCAAGCCAAAGCCUUAGUAGAAGAACAACGCCUUUUGUUCCUAGGGUUCAGAUAAAACUAUGGUUUGACAAGGUUGGUCACCAAUUAAUAGUUACAAUUUUGGGAGCAAAGGAUCUCCCUUCCAGGGAAGAUGGGAGGCCAAGGAAUCCUUAUGUUAAAAUUUACUUUCUUCCAGACAGAAGUGAUAAAAACAAAAGAAGAACUAAAACAGUAAAGAAAACAUUGGAACCCAAAUGGAACCAAACAUUCAUUUAUUCUCCAGUCCACCGAAGAGAAUUUCGGGAACGAAUGCUGGAGAUUACCCUUUGGGAUCAAGCUCGAGUUCGAGAGGAAGAAAGUGAAUUCUUAGGAGAGAUUUUAAUUGAAUUAGAAACAGCCUUAUUAGAUGAUGAACCACAUUGGUACAAACUUCAGACCCACGAUGUUUCUUCAUUGCCACUUCCCCACCCUUCUCCAUAUAUGCCACGACGACAACUACAUGGAGAGAGCCCAACACGGAGGUUGCAAAGGUCAAAGAGAAUAAGUGAUAGUGAAGUCUCUGACUAUGACUGCGAUAAUGGAAUUGGUGUAGUAUCGGAUUAUCGACACAAUGGUCGAGAUCUUCAAAGCUCAACAUUGUCAGUGCCAGAGCAAGUAAUGUCAUCAAACUAUUGUUCACCAUCAGGGUCUCCUCACCGAGUAGAUGUUAUAGGAAGGACUAGAUCUUGGUCACCCAGUGUCCCUCCUCCACAGAGUCGGAAUGUGGAACAGGGACUUCGAGGGACACGCUCUACUAUGGGACAUUAUAAUACAAUUAGCCGAAUGGAUAGACAUCGUGUCAUGGAUGACCAUUAUUCUCCAGAUAGAGACAGUCAUUUUCUUACUCUACCUCGCUCCAGAUACAGUCAGACCAUUGAACAUCAUCACAGGGAUGGCAGGGAUUGUGAAGCAGCAGAUAGACAGCCAUAUCACAGAUCCAGAUCAACAGAACAACGGCCUCUCCUAGAGCGGACAACCACCCGCUCCCGAUCCACUGAACGUCCUGAUACAAACCUCAUGAGGUCGAUGCCUUCAUUAAUGACUGGAAGAUCUGCCCCUCCUUCACCUGCCUUAUCGAGGUCUCACCCUCGUACUGGGUCUGUCCAAACAAGCCCAUCAAGUACUCCAGUGGCAGGACGAAGGGGCCGUCAACUCCCACAACUUCCACCAAAGGGAACAUUGGAGAGAAAAGAAGUGGACUCCACAAGGAGAAGACAUGCAGGUGCUAUGGAUAUAGAGGAGAGAAAUCGCCAAAUGAAAAUUAACAAAUACAAACAGGUAGCCGGAUCAGAUCCCAGACUGGAACAAGAUUACCAAUCAAAGUAUCGAUCAGGAUGGGAUCCUCAUAGAGGGGCAGAUAAUAUUUCCACUAAAUCUUCGGACAGUGAUGUAAGUGAUAUAUCAGCGGUUUCAAGGACUAGUAGUGCUUCUCGUUUCAGCAGCACAAGCUACAUGUCUGUCCAAUCAGAACGGCCAAGAGGAAAUAAGAAAAUCAGUGUCUUUACAUCCAAAAUGCAAAGCAGACAAAUGGGCAUCUCAGGGAAGAACAUGACUAAAAGCACCAGCAUCAGCGGAGACAUGUGCUCGCUGGAGAAGAAUGAUGGCAGCCAGUCUGACACUGCAGUGGGCGCCUUGGGCAGCAGCAGCAAAAAGCGGCGCUCUAGCAUUGGGGCCAAAAUGGUAGCUAUUGUUGGUCUCUCCCGGAAAAGCCGCAGUGCUUCUCAGCUCAGCCAAACGGAAGCCGGUGGUAAAAAGCUACGGAGCACCGUGCAGAGAAGUACAGAGACAGGCUUGGCUGUGGAAAUGAGGAACUGGAUGACUCGACAGGCAAGCCGAGAAUCUACAGACGGCAGCGUGAACAGCUACAGCUCAGAAGGAAAUCUGAUUUUCCCUGGUGUCCGCUUGGCCUCUGAUAGCCAAUUCAGUGAUUUUCUGGAUGGCCUUGGCCCUGCCCAGCUAGUGGGGCGCCAGACUCUGGCCACACCUGCCAUGGGUGACAUUCAGGUAGGAAUGAUGGACAAAAAGGGACAGUUGGAGGUGGAAAUCAUUCGGGCCCGCGGCCUUGUUGUAAAACCAGGUUCCAAGACACUGCCAGCACCAUAUGUAAAGGUGUAUCUAUUAGAUAAUGGAGUCUGCAUAGCCAAAAAGAAAACAAAAGUGGCAAGAAAGACGCUGGAACCCCUCUACCAGCAGCUAUUAUCUUUUGAAGAAAGUCCCCAAGGAAAGGUUUUACAGAUCAUAGUCUGGGGAGACUAUGGCCGCAUGGAUCACAAAUCCUUUAUGGGAGUGGCCCAGAUACUUUUAGAUGAACUGGAGCUAUCCAAUAUGGUGAUCGGCUGGUUCAAACUUUUCCCCCCUUCCUCCCUAGUAGAUCCAACCUUGGCCCCUCUGACAAGAAGAGCUUCCCAAUCAUCUCUGGAAAGUUCAACUGGACCUUCUUACUCUCGUUCAUAGCAGCUGUAAAACUGUUGUCAUAGCAACCAGCGUUACAAAAAAAAAAAACAAACCCACAGGUCGCAAACCCUGGUAACACUGCAUGCUUAAUGUUGUGUCUUCUGAGCCUGUUUCUAGGGAUACAAAGCGAUCCUGUGUUCUCAGAGGAAGUUGCACACAUUGUGCCCUAAAGAAGGCCCUCAGGUGAAAGAGCGGAGCUAUGACGAACUAUCAGGUUUGGAGUUCAAUAACACUCACGUUUCGGUCCAAUCCGAAGCCAUGGAUUAAUCUCAAAGAAUCAGUUUCAUGCAGCAAAAGCCCUUUUCAAUGGCACCUUUAUAUUUUUAUCGUUCCUUUUUCUUCAUUUCUCUGACCCCAAAGUCCUGUGAUGCCACAGAAAUGGAGCUAUC
Messenger RNA from Balaenoptera ricei (Rice's whale), 5315 nucleotides. It is a transcript of the gene RIMS2, whose product is annotated as regulating synaptic membrane exocytosis 2. Lineage: Eukaryota; Metazoa; Chordata; Mammalia; Artiodactyla; Balaenopteridae. Gene Ontology annotation, molecular function: small GTPase binding; transmembrane transporter binding. The coding region runs from base 1 to 4926 and encodes 1641 amino acids. The record is from RefSeq and is a predicted model, not a curated record. Gene Ontology annotation, cellular component: presynaptic membrane; cytoskeleton of presynaptic active zone. The transcript is spliced from 31 exons. Gene Ontology annotation, biological process: regulation of membrane potential; intracellular protein transport; calcium ion-regulated exocytosis of neurotransmitter.